Drepanopeziza brunnea f. sp. 'multigermtubi' MB_m1 is the source of this 774-nucleotide messenger RNA. The record is from RefSeq and is a predicted model, not a curated record. Lineage: Eukaryota; Fungi; Ascomycota; Leotiomycetes; Helotiales; Drepanopezizaceae.
AUGGCGACAAGAAUGGGAAAGUCUGGCAAGCCGCUGAUGCGCUACUCCACGUUAGAUAUGGCCAAAGACUGCAUCGAGCUUCUCGACCAUCUCGGCUGGACUAGCAAUCGCCAAUUACACAUAGCCGGUGUCUCAAUGGGCGGGAUGAUUGCCCAAGAACUCGCCUAUCUAAUCCCGGACCGUCUCGCCUCGCUCUCUCUCCUCUCCACGGCAGCAGCCAUCGAAAACACCACCAGCUUCGUGGAGCACAUGAAGGCGCGAGUGCGCAUGUUCAUGCCCAAGAGCCUCGACCGCUCCGUCUCGGACUCGGCCGCCGUGCUCUUCUCCGAGGCCUGGCUCGCCCACGAGGACGACGCCGUCCUACCCACGGCGUCCACGCCGAACGUCGAGCUGCCCCCGUCCGGCGCCUACGGCCGCUUCCCCACGAACUACGAGCGCUUCGCCGCCCAGGAGAUCAUGAAGCGCCUGAACGUCGAGGAGUUCCAGAGGAAGGGCUUCCUGCUGCAGGCAAUCGCGGCCGGCUGGCACCACAAGACGAAGGAGCAGCUGGAGGAGAUUGGGGACCGCGUCGGCCGGGAGAGGAUCAUGGUCAUGCACGGCACGAAGGAUAGUAUCAUCUCGGUCCCGCACGGGCGGAAGCUCAUCGAGAUGCUGCAGCCUGGGGUGGGCCUGAUUAAGGAAGGGAUUGGGCACGUGUUCAUGCUGGAGGAGACGAAGUGGUUUCACGAGCAGAUGGAGGCGUUAAUUGCGAAGACGGAGGGGCUGGGGAAAUAG